Molecule: messenger RNA, 1185 nt
Organism: Peronospora belbahrii
Lineage: Eukaryota; Oomycota; Peronosporomycetes; Peronosporales; Peronosporaceae
Source: the annotation of a GenBank genome assembly
AUGAUUUACCCCAAGACUAUCUUUCAGAGUAUCAUUGCGCUUUCAACUGUAGCUGCAUCCACCAAAGUUGAUGUAGUGCGUCAGAAUAACCCAACUCACGGAGUCAAACAUGACAAGGGCGGACGUUACAUUGACACGACUGACUCGUACGGAACCACCACGACCAGUGUGCUAUCCUCGACUGCGUACGCUGCGAAAAAUCAGACGGAUAAUAAGUUGCGCAAAGUUACAUCUCCAGACAGCGUAGGUGUCAAGUUUUCUUACGCUAGUCCAACAAACGCAAACAAUAUUGGACACAUUGCGACAGUAGGUCAUUCUUUGUCGCCAAGGACUCUUGACCACGUAGAUGGCAAGAAGGGUGCUCAGAAAGACGUGAAUCUGGCACCUGGUGUCUCCAAGAGUAAUGUCAAGAAAGGCGACAAUAAUACCAUGGGUGUUAAAAGUAAAUACAGCGUGAAGCCAUAUAGCGGUACUUACACGAGUGACGACAAGAAGUCCGUCGGCAAUAGCGACUCGAACGGCAGCGUUGAUGGCGAUUCAAAGGAUAACGACAGUAGAUACGAGACCAACGAGAAUAGCCCUUGCCCAGUCUCGAACGCAUCGGAAACUACGCCGAUCCCGACGACACGUGCCCCACCCACUUACGCCCCAACACGUGCCCCACCCACUUCAGCCCCAACACGUGAACCUCCAACGCGUGCACCACCAACACGCGCGCCAAUCACUUCGGCUCCAACACGUACACCAUCUACUUCAGCCCCAACACGUGCACCGACCGCAUCGGUUCCGAAGACGCCUUCACCGGUGUAUUCACCCGUAACAUCGGCGCCAGGCACUUCAGUUCCAACACGCGCUCCGACCACUCCAGCUCCAACACGUACCCCGAUCACUUCAGCUCCAACAAGUACGCCGACUACUGUAGCCCCGUCGACACCAGCUCCGACUGCUGUAGACCCAUUGACCCUUGACCCAAACAGUGAAGAACUGACGACGUCUACGCCAACUGACGUCACCCGCAACAACAGAUGCGCCGGACACUGUAGCCCCGUUGACUCCUGCUCCUACGACUUCGCAUCCGACACCGGUGCCGACGACUUCAGCUCCGACCGAUGCGCCGAUUACUGUAGCCCCGUCGACACCGGCUCCGACUGCUGUAGACCCAUUGACCCUUGCGCCAAACAGUGA